Messenger RNA from Vanessa tameamea, 1968 nucleotides. It is a transcript of the gene otk, whose product is annotated as tyrosine-protein kinase-like otk. NCBI's taxonomy places the organism in Eukaryota, Metazoa, Arthropoda, Insecta, Lepidoptera, Nymphalidae. The record is from RefSeq and is a predicted model, not a curated record. Gene Ontology annotation, molecular function: protein tyrosine kinase activity; ATP binding. The coding region runs from base 166 to 1968 and encodes 600 amino acids. Gene Ontology annotation, biological process: protein phosphorylation. The transcript has 16 exons.
CAACAUGGAAGUCAUCGCAUCAGAGGUCAUAAGCCAAGCAGACGACACAGAGCCGCAAUCGAUGGCGUUCUCCGCUUCGAACCAGAACCGUAUAACAAGAAGCUCGAACUGAACAGCUCUGGCAAGAUACAUUGUAAAGUAGCCGGAGGCGCCUCUCCGACAGUAAUGUGGUUUCUUAACGACGCAGACCCCCUUCCAGAAGGUGUGACAUCAGCAAACGGAACUCUAAUGGUCUCAGAGGCCAAGAGAAGUCACUCCGGUAACUACACUUGUCGAGCUUCAGACGGAGACCAGAAUAUCACUGCUAGGAUUACUUUGGACGUAGUGGUGUCACCAAGAGUUAUAGAGCCGAUAGCGGGACAACAGAUGCACGUGACAGUCAAACAGACGGUCUCUCUCAACUGUCUCGCAACCGGCGACCCGCCACCCACCACCCACUGGGACAGAAACCUUACCAUUUUGCAUCAACAACAAGAUGGAGUUGCAAUCGAGGGCGGCGUGAAUGCAUCUAACUCGAGACUGGUUCUCCUGAACAAUGGGACGUUACUCAUCCGUAACGCAAUGGAGGAGGACUCUGACAGAUAUGGUUGCACGGCUGGCAGCGCGGCCGGACUGGCGAGGAAUGAGCUCGAGUUGAUAGUGCACCCCGAAGGUGAGCUCCCCCCACCAGAGUCUACAGGCGUUGCGGGGAAGGCGGUUCUCGUGUCCAUAUCCGUCGCAGGCGCAUACAUGAUAUUGGUGUUAGCCCUCAUGCUGUAUUGUAGGCGAAGACGGUUACAGCGGCGUCAGAGAGGUGAAAAGAUGGAACUAGAAAUGGCAGAAGGAAGAGAGAAAUUAGUGGAAGAGGGAGAAGAAGACAAACAGAAGGUUACCGUAAACGGUGCGCCUACGCAGAACGGAAGGCUGUUGCCGCACGAUAGAGACAGUGGUGCCGACAAUUCAGAGGUUUCGGGAAUAUCGCGAGUAUCGAAGAAGUCUGGGCAGUACGACCAGCUCACUGUACCGAGGACAUUGCUCACGGAACAGAUUACUUUAGGUCGAGGCGAGUUUGGAGACGUGAUGCUGGGUAAAAUAGAUAUGAGUCAAGUUAAGAAGUUACGUAACAAGGACGAAGAGGGCGAACCUCAACUGAAACCAGUGCUCAUAAAAGUACUCACUACAAAGGAUGAGGUACAGUUAGCCGAAUUCCGGCGUCAGCUGGAACUGUUCAGCCGCAUCCGUCACGAGCACCUCGCGCGUCUCAUCGGGCUCUGCAACGAGGCCGACCCGCACUACAUGCUGCUGGAGCACACCGACUGGGGCGAUCUGAAGAGUUUCCUGAUCGCGACGCGCACGCCGGAGGAAAACGAGGAGUACGUGUCGCGCGUGGGCCCCGCGCACGGGCUGCCCCCGCGGCCGCGCGCCGCGCCGCCGCUCGCGCCCGCGCACCGCCUGGCGCUCGCCAGACACCUCGGCGCCGCCGCCGCGCGCCUCGCGCACAAGCGCCUCACGCACAGAGACAUAGCGGCGCGCAACUGCGUGAUAACGUCGAAGCUGCAGCUGAAGCUGUCGUUCCCGGCGCUCACUCGUGGGCCCAACUCGCACGAGUACUUCAAGUUACACGAUCAGGUGCUUCCGCUCCGCUGGCUGCCGUUCGAAGCGGUGAUGGAAGACGAGUACUCCACUAAGUCGGACGUGUACAUGUUCGCAGCUACUGUUUGGGAGAUAUACACUAAAGCUGAAAUGCCGUUUGCGAAGCUGAACGACAACUCCGUGCUGGAGAGGUUGAAGAGUGACACGCUCGAGUGGAAUAUACCGGAGGCGAUGCCCGAGCGACUCGCUGCCUUACUCAAACGUUCGUGGAACAAAUCACCAACCGAUCGUCCUCAGUUCACCGAUAUUUGUGAGGAGAUGAACACAAUAAUACAGGAGAUGACGUCAGAGAACGUCUCGCAGCAUUCGCAGGAUAAAAUCGAGCACGAUGUAUAA